AUGGGCGUCAGUAUCCCGUACUCGUUCGGCUGCCUUGGUGCGAUACCUGCUGAGGUGAAUGUGAGGAUGGGUCGGCCCAAACCAGAGGUGUGGCACAGGAUGCAGCCGUUUGAGAAGCAGCUGAGGGAGAGUGGGGGGGCGCACGGGCCCAAGCCGGAGGUGUGGCACAGGAUGCAGCCGUUUGAGAAGCAGCUGAGGGGCGACAAGGUGCAGAUUAUCAAGCUUCCUUCUUCCGCUCCCUCCCUCCCUCCCUCCCCCUCUCCCUCCAACCCUUCCUCCCAUCCUCCCUUGUGUGAUCCUUUUCUAUCCCCUCACUCGCCCCGCAGGCCCAAGCCGGAGGUGUGGCACAGGAUGCAGCCGUUUGAGAAGCAGCUGAGGGGAGACAAGGUGGUGAGCAUCGGCAUGCACGUGAGGCAGUUCGGUCAGGGCCCCGCCCGGCCUAACGCCACCGUCAGCCCGGAGGAGCUGCAGCGAGGCAUGAACGACUCUGUGCGGCCGGCCUUCCAGUGCGCUGAGGUCAGUGGUCGCCUUGGGAAAGCCCCCCUCCUUUCCCCCUCCUCCUCCCCCCCGCCCCAGUUCCCUUCGCCCACCCCCUGCGACCCAACGCCACGAAUGUGCAGAACUGGUGGUACUCAUCAGCUCUCACUGUGA
Molecule: messenger RNA, 651 nt
Organism: Closterium sp. Naga37s-1
Lineage: Eukaryota; Viridiplantae; Streptophyta; Zygnematophyceae; Desmidiales; Closteriaceae
Source: the annotation of a GenBank genome assembly